Chlorocebus sabaeus (green monkey) is the source of this 2241-nucleotide messenger RNA. It is a transcript of the gene TNFAIP8, whose product is annotated as TNF alpha induced protein 8. Gene Ontology annotation, biological process: regulation of apoptotic process. Gene Ontology annotation, molecular function: cysteine-type endopeptidase inhibitor activity involved in apoptotic process. Gene Ontology annotation, cellular component: cytoplasm. The record is from RefSeq and is a predicted model, not a curated record. NCBI's taxonomy places the organism in Eukaryota, Metazoa, Chordata, Mammalia, Primates, Cercopithecidae.
UGUUAUACCUUUUUUUCCCGCCCGUCUGGUGCGUUUGCCGACGGCCCCUCUCGGCCCUGUGUCUCGGGAGAAUCAGCUGCGGUCUGGGCCUGCGCCCCACCUGCGUGCGCCCGGGCCGAGCCAGCCCCGCCAGGUUGCCUCCGCCCCGCUGCCGGCCCGAGCGCGCGGCCCCGGGGGCGGACUCCCGCCGCCCAGCUGAGACGCGAUUCGUCACUCUUGCAGAACUUUCCCCCUGAAAAUCCCUGCACCAGAACCCGCUCUCCCGCCCCGGGGAGGUUUUGAUUUUAGUGGCUUUCUUCCUUUUAUUUUCCGUUGUGUGCGGAUUUCGCUGCAGAGCGAACUUGAGGCUAGUCCGAGUACAUGUGAGCGGUAAUCGCCCCUGCAGCUGGUUACCCUGACACUAUGCACUCCGAAGCAGAAGAAUUCAAGGAAGUGGCCACAGAUGUCUUUAAUUCCAAAAACCUGGCCGUUCAGGCACAAAAGAAGAUCUUGGGUAAAAUGGUGUCCAAAUCCAUCGCCACCACCUUAAUAGAUGACACGAGUAGUGAGGUGCUGGAUGAGCUCUACAGAGUGACCAGGGAGUACACCCAAAACAAGAAGGAGGCAGAGAAGAUCAUCAAGAACCUUAUCAAGACGGUCAUCAAGCUGGCCAUUCUUUACAGGAAUAAUCAGUUUAAUCAAGAUGAGCUAGCACUGAUGGAGAAAUUUAAGAAGAAAGUUCAUCAACUUGCUAUGACCGUGGUCAGUUUCCACCAGGUGGAUUAUACCUUUGACCGGAAUGUGUUAUCCAGGCUGUUAAAUGAAUGCAGAGAGAUGCUGCACCAAAUCAUUCAGCGUCACCUCACUGCCAAGUCACAUGGACGGGUUAAUAAUGUCUUUGAUCAUUUUUCAGAUUGUGACUUUUUGGCUGCCUUGUAUAAUCCUUUUGGGAAUUUUAAACCCCACUUACAAAAACUAUGUGAUGGUAUCAACAAAAUGUUGGAUGAAGAGAACAUAUGAGAGCAUGAGUUAAGAUUGUGACUGAUCAUGAUUGAUUUGAAGAUGGAACUGCUGAUUUAUGAAGGAAAAAAGAAGAAUUUUCUAAAGAUUACACAUAUUUCAGAAAGACUUUGCCCAAUUCAGUUGUCAGACAUAAUGAUUUAUUUGAAGGCUUGUUUUAUUUGAAGAAAAGCAUAUUGCCAAAAAUUCUGGUUAAAAGCUUCCAAACGGGUAACAGACCAUGGGAGAGAUAUGGGGUUGGGUAAUGCAAAUGUAGUUACACAAAGAAAAAUACAGAUAGCUCCAGAUCUGAGGACUUUUUUAUAGGGCAAUCAUUGUGUUGGUGGCACAUUGGAUAUUUCUAACAUGUACAAAGCUAUGUAUUUUGAUUUACUUUCAUUUCUUGCUAUGUAUAUGUACUUUUCUUAAAAUGCCAAGAACUUUCUCUUGCUAUCAUUGCUCCUUUUGAAACAAUUCAAUUUUCAUGUCUACAGCUUACAGCUGACUGUUUUGUUAAAGAUUGAGUCAUUGACAUUCAAGAUUUAAGUCUGAGGUAGUCAAUCCUUGACAAAAAACAAACAAACAAAAAAAAAACGGCUUAUCUGAAAUCAGUACUGUGGAAAUGAAGUAUAUGAUCUAUUAUGAAUAAUGUCCAAUAUAAGAAUAUGCUUCUGGAAUUGAGUUCUACUUUUAAGUACCAAUGAUACUUAAAUUUUUCAGAAAUGUAAUGGUGUGUCAUUGCCUUGAAGUGCUUGCUUAGGGCUUCUUUUAUGUUAUCUUAAAAUGUGCUGGUGAAUUUUUCAUUUUUUACAUCCAUUUCAUAUGUAGGAGACAAAAAAAUCUAGAUUGGUCUUGAUACUGAGAUAAUAAAAAGUAAGUAGCAUUAAGAAAGAUGACAAUCUUCAUUUUACAGAUGAACUCAUUGAAACAAUUUAGGAGAAUGAGGGGCAAAAGGGGAGAAAUGAUAUUUCUAAAGAACAUGAGCACAAAAAUGAAUGCAUUUCAGUGUUUAAGAAGGUUUGAUAAAGAAUGUCACUUUUUUAUUUAACUGAUAAGGUUUUUGUUAUUUUUUACUUUGAUGAGUAAACCAAAAAAUAUUUGCAUUUCAAGCAGUUUGUGUGGUGUUUCUAUAUAAUUUUCUGUGUGUAAAUAAUAAAGUAGGCAUUUGCUUAUUUUGUAAAAAAGAAAUGAAAAUCUGCUGGCCAGCUAUGUCCUCUAGGAAAUGACAGACCCAACCAGCAGCAAUAAAUAUUUCCAUUGUCA